ACUUUGUAUCAUCAUCUACACUCGGCAUCAUCUAUACUCGACAUUACCGUCUACCUUGGCCAAAACUAUUCUCGAACAACGCCAUCUAGAAACAUAACAUCACCAUGUCCAACACCAGUCUGCUGACGUUUCUGCUCCGGAACGGCCCCGAGACCAGCAUGGCAACCUCCACGGCGCCCUACGAGUCCCACCAGGCGCUGCUCCGCGCGGCCUCCAACGUCGGGAACACGGACUCGUGGUGGCACCUCCAGGAGGGCGAGGACCCGGCCGCGCGCCCGCAGCGGCUGGUCAGGGGCAUCCGCGCCUUCAUCCGCGCGGAGCCGGAGCUGGCCGACUCCGUCUUCCGGGACCUCGAGCCCGCGUACCUCCUCGUCCUGUCGCUAAGCCGCGUCCUCGUCUCUAGCGAUUACGAAUCGGUCGGGCCCGCCCUCCGCCUCUUUGACCAGCUCCAGCUCACCCUGCUCAUCCACGAGUCGGCGUCGCGCGGCGUCCCCGAGGAGCUGAAGUCGAUCCUGUGUCGGUGCGGGCAGCAGCAGCAAGCGUGCGAGCACUGGCCUCACCCUGCUUCCAUCAUCCACGAGGAGCCGUCGCGCGCCCUCCCCGAGGAGCUGCAGUCGAUCCCAUGUCGGUGCGGGCAGCAGCAGCAAACGUGCGAGCACUGGCGUCAGGUGUUGGAUUGUAUGCCUUGCCAACCCCCCCUCUUGUGUUGA
Messenger RNA from Gaeumannomyces tritici R3-111a-1, 710 nucleotides. RefSeq lists its product as hypothetical. The transcript is spliced from 2 exons. Lineage: Eukaryota; Fungi; Ascomycota; Sordariomycetes; Magnaporthales; Magnaporthaceae. The coding region runs from base 105 to 710 and encodes 201 amino acids. The record is from RefSeq and is a predicted model, not a curated record.